Colletotrichum scovillei is the source of this 894-nucleotide messenger RNA. RefSeq lists its product as uncharacterized. Bases 1 to 894 code for a protein of 297 amino acids. NCBI's taxonomy places the organism in Eukaryota, Fungi, Ascomycota, Sordariomycetes, Glomerellales, Glomerellaceae. The transcript is spliced from 4 exons. The record is from RefSeq and is a predicted model, not a curated record.
AUGUCGACGGUGACACAAGAUCCCAGAGCCUGGGUACCCGGACUUAGCGACGAGGGUGAAGCUGGAGCUUACGUCGCGGCCACCGUCAAGCAAGCUAUUUACCCUGACGCCGAUGAAGCACGGAUUCUUGACGCCUUUGUGGAUAAUGUAGUCUGGGGGAAUAUCCAACACGACGACUACGCCGUGCGAAACAUUCUCUUCUUCUACGAGCCAGCCGAGGUCCCAGAAUUCACGUACGAAGAGUUUGACUGGACCUCGUGGUCAUCCUGGAACAAAGGCCGGUCAUACGCGGCCGACAGAGCCUACAACUAUGUUCACCCCUCGGCGGCAUACCGGUCCCUUUACAGAGUUGGACUAGCCUAUCCGGGGCUGAUGGGCUUGAUGGGAGAGACCGUAUGGAGCGUCAUCAUGACUGAUCUACUCUGUGAAGGGUUCAACAAUCAAGCAGCCACUCUGGAAGUACUUAUGAAGUCUCGCGCCGAGCACUGGGACUCUGUUGACGCCCCAUCUGGGAGUGAAAUGGCCUGGGACUCCACUGCCCAAGAGGGCGUCUACCAAUGGGACGGCUUCACUGCCGACUACGGCCCGGGAGUUCCUGGAAUGGCCCUUAGCUCUGGAACAUAUGUGGCCGACGAUGAGCAAGUUAGUCUCGUUGCUUAUGGCGGAGAGAUUUCAAUCGAUGGAUCGAACGUUAUGGUUGAACCUCGCGACCCUGUCAGGAAGAGAGUCUUCAUCGGCCCCCUGGCAGUCUCGAUCACGGUUGACGUAGGGCUUGUAGACGCUCCAAAGGCUAUGAACGCUAUUGUCUGGACAGAUUCGGUACAGGUAUUUUGGGAGGUCAGUAGUAAUAACUUUGAGGUCGCCCGUGGUGGAUGGAAAGUUCCUAUGGAUUAA